Molecule: messenger RNA, 5177 nt
Organism: Tyto alba (common barn owl)
Lineage: Eukaryota; Metazoa; Chordata; Aves; Strigiformes; Tytonidae
Gene: CMTM6
Product: CKLF like MARVEL transmembrane domain containing 6
Exons: 4
Coding region: 98-646 (182 amino acids)
Cellular component (GO): membrane
Source: RefSeq, a predicted model, not a curated record
CGCCGGGCCGCCGCCUUCUCCUUCCCCUUCCCCGCCCCUCCGCCGCCGCCCUUUUGCUUUCGCUUUUCCCCCUCAGCUGGCAGCCGGCGGCGCGGCCAUGGAGAACGGCGCCGUCUACAACGAGACCACGGAGCCGCAGGCCAAGCCGCCCCGCCGCCCCUUCGGCUGCACCCUGCGGCACCUGCGCGGAUGGCGGCUGCCGGCCAAAACGCUCCAAGCGAUUCUCUCUCUUCUGGCUGUUAUUUGUGAAGAAAUUGUGGAGGAUUGUAUCAAGUGUGCUGGACUUUAUUUAUUUGAAUUCACAAGCUGCAGUGCCUUUCUUUUGAGCCUCCUGAUCCUGUGUGUGUAUUGCACUGAUGUAUACGAAACAUUUGGGGAAGAUAAAGUACAAAGAGUGAACUUUUGGGCCAUGCCAGUCAUAGGUGUCUGUUUUCUGUUAGCAUCAAUAGUACUUGCUGCGACCAGCACUGGGUCUGCUGUUGAAAAAGCUGCAUGUGUGUUUGGAUUUCUUGCAAGUGGUGCAUUUCUAGCUGAAAUUAUUAUUGAGCGUUUUCACAGUCAGAAGCAAAACGUUGAUGGAUGCUCUGAAACUCCUGGCAACACUCAGAGUGCCACGGAAAAUCAGCCAUUGAAUAAACAAAGCUAACUCACUGGAAUGACUUCAUUUUUUUUUGAAUGGAGCGAAGUAAAAUGAACUUUCAGUGCACUGUAGGUAACCACUUCUGUCUCUUCCUUCUAAUCCAUUUUGUACGCAUUGCUCAUCAUAAAUUGUUAUAGAUCCUUAGGUCAAGUAACGGCAUCUUGAGCAUCAUCUUCUAAGGCAACUGGUCCUGCCACCUGUCCAGGUGACAUACAUUAAAAAAACCUUGUGUAUAAAUAGAGUAACUUGCGGAUGACAGCGCGCUGAUUUGAUUCUGAUAGAGGUGACUAAUAAAGGUUAAUGUGUGAUGGAUAUGAAUUCUGAGCUAUACCCUAAAGAUAUUUUCUGUAUAAAUGGACCAGAUAUUUCUGUUACAAGUCCUAAGGUAGUACAGCAGAAUUCGUUCUUGUGCUUACUGGUCAAACUGUGAAUGUAAGAGAUACCUACUUGGAGCCUUACAGGAACGCUUAUCCUUAUGUAAGGGGUUUUAGUUUGUUUUUACUCUUCAUAUGUCUCAGUUCUGUCUGCGGAGCUCAGUUUAACAGAAUAGCAAGCACAGGGGUCUUACAGGGAAGGUAACGUAACGGUAUAUUAAGGAGAGAGUUUUGCACCCCAUGAUCGUCAAAGUUUGGACAUGCACGCCAGAAUCUUCUUUCACAUUUUUUUGAAAGCUAUAAAAGUUGCAGAAAGAAACUUGAAAAGCCAGCUGUGAGAGGAAGAAGAUGAACUAUAAAUAUUUUAAUGAAGUAACCCCAGAAGUAGUAAUCUGAACAUCAGUGGGAAAAAUGUUACAGCACAUUGGUACUGUCCUGGUGAAUAUUACUUGCAAGGUUACUAUCCUCUGCAGCUUGUUUAUGCAUAGUUAAUGGUAAGUUUUGCCAGAAUGGUUAUGGACCCCACCACUUUCUUUGUUUAUAAAUAUGGCACUAGCUUAAGACUUCUUGCUACUGGCUAGCUCAGUUGGUAAACAGGUAAAUAAGCACUUGUACCCUUGAUUUAUCUUAAAAGCGACAGGCUGCAGGACUGCAAGAAACACUACUGACACAACAGUGUCAGACAAGUGACACCUAUAUUAGACCAGAUGUGGAUGGCUGUAAAAGAAAUGAAGUGGUGAAAAGGGAGAAGCAAGACUGCUAGACCUUACUUAAGAGGAAUGCCUUCAAAAGUAGAGCAAAUUGCCGUAAGCCAGGAGAUGUUCCAAAAUACCAAAGUAAACGAGAAAAAGCUGAUUAUGCAAAAACAAAUCUUGUUUGAGUGCUCAUGGCAUUUACCGUGUCUUCCAAGCAUUAACUGCAUUUCAUCAAUACCUUACUCUGACAAAUUUAUAGUCCUGUAGCCUGUUGUGGCAGCAUUGAGACUAAGCCCGCCAGAAAUUGGCUGAGCAAGCUGUAUUUGGGAAAGGAUGAGGAAGCUGUUGCAAGACAAAGAACUGUAAAAGAUCAGAGUUUUUUUCCAGUGCUGCCACUUUCUGACGGAUGCGAGUUGGUGAUGUUCUCUCCCAAAGGUCUGAGUCUUAAGCCUAACACUACACUUUGCUUGGAGGAUGUAAAAUUUUGACAGGUGGUGUGAAGCAUCAGGUUUAAGCUGUAAGCUUGGUUUCAGAGCCAGGCAUAGAAGACAUACUUUUCUUCACAGACGUUCCUGCUUUGUGAAGAAGAAAUGCUCUUUGGACUGGCUCUUUUUUUCUUGUAUUUAUUACUGUCUGCACUAAAACCUGAUCUCAGUCUAGGUGUACAGAGUUUGCCGUGGCUGUCUCUGAAAACCGGGUAGCUUAGAGGUGUUCUGUUCACAGGCAGCGUUACUAGUGAUACGAAACUUGCCACAACAAGAAAUCGCUCUGCUGUGAUUUGCAGUCUCUUACUUUGGGGAUUGUAUCCGUAUCUAUGAUUAACAUUCUGAGGGAUUUUUUAUUUAUUUUUUUUUUUUUUUAUUGCCCGGGAUUCUACUGAAUUUGUUUUCAUAUCAAAAUGUCUAUAGUCUCUAAAUCUUGAUCUGUAAUUAUAUGUUGUAAAUAUAGUACAAGAGUAAUAUCAGGUGCUGCUGAUAUUUAUUACGCAAUGCAGCACCGUGACAGGACUUUUAUCUUGAGGUAAUUUUUUCUCAGCUUGAAAAUAUGUGAAUAGAGUUCUGGGCUAUGGUUGCUUUUUUCUAUAGACUUUUCCCCACCUAAAUGCUUUGUUAUUUGUUAUUCCGUUCCUGAACUGGAGGUACUGGUACCGAAAGGGAUCUGUAAAGUCACCUCUCUGCCGUGGCCGCCCUAUCUAUGAUAGCUACUGCCGAUACUUCAGAGAGAAGGUGACAUACAGAGCAAGUUCUUUUUAUGAAAAAGUGCCACAAGGAGUUGGUGUCAGCAGUGACUCUGAUCUCCUGACCGUUAGGCCUUUUGAAAGAAACACUGCCAACCUUUGCAGAACGGUUUGAUGGAUUCUCCUACUACAUACAUGCUGGCAUCCCUGGCAUGCUUUGGGUUGUUGAAGUGAGGUUUUGGCAUAUUUUUCAUUUGCAUUUUAGCUGUUCCACGUGUCACCAGCUGACCAAUCCAUGUAUAAAUUUGAAGAUCGGAUUCCAUCUCUGACUGAAAGGGAUGCAAGUGUUGCCAUCAGCUAAUGAAAACGACAAACGUCAGUCUUUGGGAGACUGGUUAGUUCUUCUCCCGUACGUCACAGGAUCAUACUAAUAGGAGGAGUCCUGCUAUUCUCUGCAACAGUACAUAUUGCUCCGCUCCAGAUGCUGGUUAGCUGGCAUUAAGUCUGUCACACAGAAGUUAAAUGCUAUCAGCAAGUCACGCUUUGGUUAUAGGUUUAAGGCAAUUGCUAAAUUGUUGCUUCCAAACCAGUUGUUGGCUAACAAAGCAGUUUCUGCACGGUGGUACUAUUAAUCCCAGGUUCCUUAGUAUGAGGAGUUCUUUUUGCUCUGUUCUGAAAUAGUUGAGAAGGUUUGCUAGUGCGGAUGCUGUUCUCUGCUUCUGUGAAGUCGUUUCCUUAACUGCUUUAUCAGCUUCCUAAGGUAAGGGGGGGGUGGGUGACCCUCCUAGCUCCUCUGCCCUCCCAGGCCAGGUGGGGGGAGAGACGUCCUUGCCGCGACGGCUGAGCAGCCUGGUCUCCUGCAGCCUUGACAUGGCCCCUUUGAUGCUUCUGCUGUCAGAUCCAGGCUUGGAGUGUCUGUCUUUUAAUUAGACCCAUCCCAGAGAAUGGCGUUGGAGCCGGAUUAAAGGUCUGGUUUUGCAGGAGCUCUGCGCAUGUGGCUGGAUGUCUCUUACCCCUCCUGUGCUCUGUCAGCAAAGCGGUCUGCUUGUCUCCCAGCCUGCUUCUGAUGAAAGCAGCCUACCUCAUUUAAACCAGCUAAUCUACAUAGUUUACACGAAGGUGGCUGAUUUUGACUGAAGUGGAUUAGGGAUUGUUCAGGAGAGUGGUGGGAGCUCUGGCAGAAGUGCUGGUACAAGCAACUGUCUUAAAUUUCUUCUUCUGUUUGCAAAGUUACCAUCUCUGUACAAUCUUAGCUGGUUGUAAAACCUGUGGAAAGAAGCAACUGGCUCAGUACUUCUACCUGGGGAUUGUCUUCUCCCUUCUUCACCAGGGUGCUUGGCAGUGGUGCUGCGAGCCUGCUCAGACACAUUAAAGGCUUUCGUCUUUUCCCUUGAGCCUGUCCAAAAUUAUUUAAAGGCUCUGCACCCACUUUCAGGCUUUGUUUACAGUGCCUUGAGAAUAGGUGCAGAAGAUUCUCUAGGACAUGCGAGGACUUGUUGUUAAGUGGCUGGACUGUGAGUUUCCCCUCUGAAAAUCUGCGCGGGCAUUGUGAAGACUGUGAAUGUUAAUUUUUGUGCUUGGCGUUUAGCCCACCUGAAAAUCACAAUUCUACCAGUGCCCUUUGGGUUCUAGAUGUGUGAAGGAAUUGUGCCUUACUGCUUGCACUCUGCGCUUAAGAACAGCGGGGAAGGCUUGUGGUCUGUUCCAGUUGAGUUCUAUGUUUGCACCCUCUAACUUGAAAAAGCAGUGAGCGCUCUCACGCGAUUCUGAGCUCUGCACAAGAUGUUUUUGCAUAAUGGCCUUGAUGGUGCUCCUCAUUUAAAUCUGUGCAAUAAAAAUACCAAGAUUUCUACACUGAAGGGAAAUAAAGACUUUGUGAAAUUUUUGAAAGGAUAUAUAAAAAUGUAACAAAUCAAGAUGCUAAUAGUGCCUGUAAGAUGGAAAUCCAUCUUUGUUUUAGUUUAUUGCUGUAAGCAUAAGCAGUUCCCUAGAUAAUAAAUUUAUGCUGUUCAGAACUAUCUCUUACUUUUAAUACCUUUGAGAAUUUAAGUGACUUGUAAUGAUUAUUAAAUCAGGAUGCUUAUACAGUGGUUUUAUAUAUAUAUAUAAAAUUAAAAUUUUAUACAGUUUUGUUGCCUUGAAUUUCCAUUUAAAUAAUUUUUAUAUGCCUAAAUAUUUUUUGCCAUUCUAAACCUGUGGUCUUUUUUAACGUAUUAUGCUUUUUUGGUCUUAAGAACUUUCUAAAAUAUUUUGUAAUCAUUUUUAAAAUAAAAUAUUAGUCAGUAACUUAA